GGCAGACAGGAAUCUUGGUCACAUCCAAAAAAAUCGGAAGUCAGAUCUUGUUGCAGUUACAAAAGAAAUAAUAGUGGAACAAAGAAACUGUUCAACACUCGAACAAAAAUUUGUUGGUAUGCUAAACUUUUCAAAGAACUAUACCACAUACAAAAGUCUCCACAUGGGCCCAUCCCCUGUGGUGCAAUCAACAUAUACAACUGAUGGUAGAGGGCGCUGGUUUCCACUCACUUGUCGACCAAGACAAAGAACUGUUAUAGUCAUUCCAUUUAGAGACAGAGAUGACCAUCUUAAAAUAUUUCUUGAUCAUUAUGUUCCAAUUCUUCAAAGACAGCUGUUAGAUUACACCAUCCUUGUUGUUGAACAGCAGGAUUUCACUCGCAGAUUCAACAAGGGAGUUAUGUUCAAUGCCGGCUACAAAACAGCUCUCUCCAUGACCGAUGAGGAUCAAGUUCCUCUAUGUUUGAUACUGCAUGACAUUGACCUACUCUUAGAGAAUGAUCGGCUGACUUAUGAGUGCUCGCAACAUCCAACUCACCUCUCUGUUGGAAUUGAUACAAUGGAAUAUCGGUUGUGUUAUACUCUGCUGUUUGGUGGCGUGGUUGCUAUAUUUGGGGAGCAAUUUAACAUUUCAAAUGGCUUUAGUAACCUUUUCUUUGGUUGGGGUGGUGAGGAUGAUGACUUCAGAGGAAGAUUAGGUGAAGCUGGAUUAUUUCCAGUACACCAUGAAAAUCGGACUAUCGCUCGUUAUUCUAUGUUAACCCAUGACCAAGUUGAAAAAAGUGAAGCCAGGGUGUAUCUUUGGUUAACUGGACCAGAAAGAUUCCACUGUGACGGACUCAAUUCAGUAGAAUAUACAGUUGACAGCAUACACUACAAGGAACAUUAUGUCCUCAUUAAAAUUGACAUGCCUACAGAUUUCAAGACGUCAAGCAUGUGCCUGGACUGUUUCUCAGGAGGUUUGAAGACAAAGACAAUACAGAAAGCUGUUAAUACUAGUACUGUUAAUAGUACUGUUAAUAAUACUGUUAAUAGUACUGUUAAUAUAACUGUGCCUGAAAUAUGCAAAAUGACAUAG
Owenia fusiformis is the source of this 1078-nucleotide messenger RNA. NCBI's taxonomy places the organism in Eukaryota, Metazoa, Annelida, Polychaeta, Sabellida, Oweniidae. The record is from the annotation of a GenBank genome assembly.